AGUAUUAGUUAAAAAGAAACAAAGAAAGAAAGAAAACCUCUUAAAUUUUGUUCACAAAAUCUUGAAUUUCUUCAUUCCUGUGUACUCAAUACAUUGCCAUGGAAGCUGUGGCGGCGAUCAUUGGUUCAGCUCUAAUAGAACCUUUUAAAUUUCUAUUUGGAUACAUCUAUGCUGCAAUGAAGAAUCGUUUUAAGAUCCAUUCAAAUUACAAUCAUCUUGAGAGAGACAUAACACUUGUAUUGGCUUUCAAGUCUCGCUUGAGAAGUGGGCUAGAUGAUGAGCAGCUGCAGCAUCUGUUGCCCACAACUCAAGUUCAAGAUUGGUUAAGCAAAGUUGAAGAAUUGGAGAAAAAUUUCAAUUUUUUGCGUUCAACUGUGGCAGAAAGUGGCAUUACAAGUGAUUCCGCCUCUUGCUGCUCACGUUCACUGCACUGCAAAUUGAGCAACAACAUAGCGAAACAGAUUGUGAAAGCAACACAACUCAUUGAAGAAGGCAAACCCUUUGAGAACAUGAUAGUGGGUGUUAUUCCUGUGGCAAGGCCAGUUCAGUAUAUUGAGGUGACAUCAAUCGAAGAUCAACCCACUGCAUCAAGAAAUUUGGCCAAGAUGAUGGAUCUGUUGAAAAGUAAAAAGUAUAAGAGGAUUGGUGUUUGGGGCAUGGGAGGUGUGGGCAAGACUACUCUUGUCAAGAAUUUGAAUAAUCAGCUCACCAAAGAUCCAACUUUCAACAUCGUAAUAUGGGUUGUAGUAUCUCGAAACGCAACAGUGGAAAGCGUCCAAUCAAAAGUUGCUGAGCGGUUGCAUCUGAUGAAUAGAGAAGUGAGCAUGGAAAGUAUGGCCAGUUGUUUGUACAACAAACUUAAAGGCGAAAGAUUUCUUCUAAUUCUGGAUGAUAUAUGGAAAGAAAUCGAUCUCGAUGUUGUGGGGAUUCCUCGACCAAAUGAACAAACUAGCAGCAAAAUCAUACUAACCACCCGAGAGUUUAGUGUUUGUCAACAAAUGUUGACUGACUAUGACUUUCCAGUUGGUCGCUUGCUUCCUGAAGAAGCAUGGAAGUUGUUUCGUGAAACUGUGGAAGAGGAAGUGGUGGAUGAUAACCAAAUUAAGCCCAUGGCGAAGGCCAUUGUUAAAGAAUGCGAUGGAUUACCCCUUGCACUAAUUAUGGUAGGGGCAUCAUUGAGGACAAAGAGAGAGAUUGGCUUGUGGGUGCGCGCUUUACAUGCCUUGCAAAAAUCAGAUCCGUCUCGCAUUAGAGGUGUUGAAGAAAAGGUCUACAAACCCCUCAAGUGGAGCUAUGAUUCCUUACAAGGUUUAAUUGAUGAGCAGCAAGACUUUGAGCAACAACAGAAUGAAGUUCUACAUAUUGUUGACUACUUAAAAGACUCUUGUUUGUUGGAAAGAGGUCAUCGUGUAAAUCAUGUAAAGAUGCAUGAUGUAGUUCGUGAUGUUGGGGUAUGGAUAGCAAAAUCCUUAGAGGAAGGGUGUAAAGCUAUUAUCAAAGCUGGAAUUAGCGGGACGCAAAUAUCACAACAGCUAUUCAAUUUUUCUGGGGGAGUGAAGAGAGUGUCGUUUAUGGCGAGCAAUAUAGAAUUUCUCCCAAACUGCAACAUACAAUGCGCAGAAGCAUCCACUUUAUUUUUGCAAGGUAACCAAACACUUUUGGAAGUACCAAACACAUUUUUACAAGGAUUCCAAAUGUUAAGAAUUUUGGACUUGAGUGACACCAAAAUCAAAUUCCUGCCACACUCACUUCUUCAACUUGGUGAACUUCGAGCUCUCCUUUUAGAAAAUUGUUGUGAACUGUUUGAGUUACCAUCCAUGGCCACACUUGGAAUGUUGCAAGUGCUUAAUUGCUCUCGCUCUGCUAUCACUAAAUUGCCAGAAGACUUUGAAAAGCUAACGAACCUACGGCAGUUUGACUUAUCUUACACUUAUAAGUUGCGGACAAUUUCUAGUGAGAAAGUUUCUAUGCAUGACGGGCAGUGCUAUCAAAUGGAGAAUGAGGAAAGUAAAUGA
Ipomoea nil (Japanese morning glory) is the source of this 2015-nucleotide messenger RNA. RefSeq names its product disease resistance protein At4g27190-like. Gene Ontology annotation, molecular function: ADP binding. The transcript is spliced from 3 exons. Lineage: Eukaryota; Viridiplantae; Streptophyta; Magnoliopsida; Solanales; Convolvulaceae. The record is from RefSeq and is a predicted model, not a curated record. The coding region runs from base 99 to 2015 and encodes 638 amino acids.